AUGGGCCGCGGCGGGGACGCUCUACCUCCUCCUAGGGCUGUGGGGAAUGUCCUCCUCAUCCGUGCCCUAGAGCAUAAGCUAGGUCACUUUCUUCCUGGAAUUCUUUUUCCCCCGCAACGGCUCUUUUCAAACUGCGCUCUCGCUUGGCUGAGAUUGAGAUGUGGGUUUUCUCCUAGCGCCUGGAUCAGCGCCAUGGGCUGGCUGUUUGGAUGCUUUGGAUGCGGCGGAGGGAGGAAGGAAAGAUUGCCAAGGCUCUGCUCACGGACUAGUCGCGGCCAUAAAUCCACACAGCAGCAUGCCCAGUCGUCACAGCUCACGCCCUCGUUUGCUACUGCUGCUGGAGGAAAUCCCUGGCUGAGAAGUGGUGAAUGCCUCAGUGUGGACAGCAAUGGACUCCAACACUUGCGUAUCAGAGAUCGCCCCUUGCAGAGUGUGCUGGAAGCUGAUCAAGCCAAGUUUUUGAAGGAAGAGUUUCGGUCGUGCGUCAUAUCCUUAGAAACUCCACAUGAACCUCUAAAGGUCUCUAAAGCUCCUCUGGAGGCACCAAGAUGGGAUUCGUCGCCGGAGGAUUCACCAGUAUCAACUUCCGCAAGCCUUCCGCCUCCGUCAAACAAUGUCGAAGCGGGGACAGUGCCAGAAGGGAUGAAGGACAAAAACACACAGGCUGCACUGGCCGCAGGCACGGCAGAACCAAACCCGAAGCCAGUGCCGGAACAGGUUUCGCUCGUCUGUCUUCCGAAAACGGCCGGAUUCUUCAUGCUUCCCAAGAAGAGAAGCUUUGCACACCGGUCAUUCAUGUGGCAAGAGCCACUUUCACCAGUUGCCGAAGCAGAGUCCAGCAUCUCUUCCGAAGAGGAAGGAAACGUUCCUUCACAGGCAAACGUGAGCAUCAAUUCCGACUGCAGCAGAAGAUCGCAGGCAGAGGCUCCGUCCUCCAGUGAAGUGCUUGAGGGGCUCAGGAGCGAAGGCAGCGACGUGGAAAUAACACCCGUUCGGUGCAUGUCACCCGUUGUGGAGAGGAAAACAGUCGAAGCUCGGAGUGAUGGAUCCAAGGACAAGGAAAAUAUAUUUGCAUGCAAAACCCCGAUGGAGGCGGAGAAGCGCCAGGAUCACCAAACUUCCGUGCUGACACCCGUUGGAAACGUACUGCAAUGGCGACAGCUGAAAGAAGAGGCAUGGCACAAGAACAAGCGGGUGGAAGAAAAGGAAGACGAUUUUCACGAAGACAAAGUAUCACCAACAACAAGCAGUGGAUCCAACGAGCUGGAGAUCGAAUCGGAGAACUACUCUUUCUUUUCGGAGCUGCAGUGGGGCUCCACGCAGAUCACUCCACAGCUGAGACCAACUUCGCGCUGGGAUGACGAGACAAGUUCGGCCGAGGCGGAGGCGGAGGCGGACGCAACUCCCAAACUCUGGGACGGGCAGGGAAUUCCAAACACCACCCGGAAAUACAAAGAGGAUCAGCGGGUCACCUGGCACUCUACACCGUUCGAGGUCCGAAUUGACAAAGCGUUAUCGUCGUCUCGACAGUUGCGAGCAACCGAUGCAGCGGGGGCUUCGAGGAGCACGCUGUUUUGAGCACGAACGCGAGUCCACCGUAGCAUUGCUGGUGACUAAACUAACAGUGACGAGCGCCACAACCACGGACGAGUUGAAGCUGAAAAGACAUUGCGGAAUCAUUGGAACAGCGCAAGUCUUAGAGGAGAUGUUUUGUUUGUGUCAAAUGCGUUACGUAAGGUGAGGUAGCGAUUCGAAGGGGAGGAGACGGACGAAUCAAUCAGGCAAGAAUUUGAUGUCUGGAUAUGCUUAGCUUAUCAAUGGCACUGAGAGGAAGGAGCA
This is a messenger RNA of Selaginella moellendorffii, 1839 nucleotides long. RefSeq lists its product as uncharacterized. The transcript has 7 exons. Gene Ontology annotation, biological process: male meiosis II. Bases 1 to 1578 code for a protein of 525 amino acids. The record is from RefSeq and is a predicted model, not a curated record. NCBI's taxonomy places the organism in Eukaryota, Viridiplantae, Streptophyta, Lycopodiopsida, Selaginellales, Selaginellaceae.